Papaver somniferum (opium poppy) is the source of this 2422-nucleotide messenger RNA. RefSeq lists its product as uncharacterized. The coding region runs from base 93 to 1349 and encodes 418 amino acids. NCBI's taxonomy places the organism in Eukaryota, Viridiplantae, Streptophyta, Magnoliopsida, Ranunculales, Papaveraceae. The record is from RefSeq and is a predicted model, not a curated record. The transcript has a single exon. Gene Ontology annotation, molecular function: proton motive force dependent protein transmembrane transporter activity. Gene Ontology annotation, biological process: protein transport by the Tat complex; intracellular protein transmembrane transport. Gene Ontology annotation, cellular component: membrane; TAT protein transport complex.
GGGUUUUCAGUUCUCAUCCUCCGCCAAACCCCCAGAAGAAAUUUCCUAAGAAGCAAUUUGUGAUGCAUCAUCAUUCAGGCAGAGAUUGAAAGAUGCUUAGGUUGAGAAGCAGCAGCAAUGGCUUCCCAAAGCAAUUCAUCACAUCAUCAAUAUCUACAACUAUCAACCAUCUACUUCAAUUCUCAGAUGUUGCAUCAACACCAGCUGUGAACCCUAAAAUCCUAGAGGAAUCACCCCUAAGCAGCUCAAGUGGUUUCACGACACAUGGAGCAAUCGCUGCAACUUCAGUUCUCAAUUUUGGAUUCAAAGAAACCCAAAUCAGGUGCCUUCUUUCCCCUUCUUCUACUCCUAUAUUAUUCUCUUCUUCUCAUGUAGAAGAAGCCAUUAAACCUAAAAUUAAGGGUUCUCAAGAUUUGAGGUUAUCAGUCCCAGCUAUUAACAGAUCAAAUUUGUUGAUUCAACCCAAUACAUCGUUCUUAACUAAGAAAUGUGGUAUGUCUCAUGACAAAAAUCAGAAAUUUCUAUUAAGUAAUGCAAGACAUUUCAUGAAUAAGCCUGAUAGAGUUGAUGAUGACGAGAAUAACACUGAUAAAGAGAGGGAUUUGAUAAAGAAAGUUCCAAAUUCACCUCUGGAAACGAUUCUAGGAGAAGUUAGAAUUCGUUUCAUGUGGACAUCGUUUGGUCUUGGUAUGACAUGGUUUACAUGUUACUGGUUUUCAGAAGAAUUCAUUUUUCUAUUAGCUAAGCCGUUUCUGACUUUGAAUUCAGAUUCUCAUUUUGUUUGUAUACAAUUGACGGAGGCAUUGUCGACGUAUCUUGCGACGUCUUCGAUAGCGUGUGCUUAUUUCGUGUUUCCGUUGCUUAGUUACCAGUUGUGGAGCUUUUUGAUACCAAGCUGUUAUGAGGAGCAAAGGAUGAAAUACAAUAGGGUCUUUCGCUUAAGUGGUUUUUCAUUCGCUUUCUUCCUGUGCCUUACUUUUUCUUAUGUGGUUCCUAAUAUUUGGCACUUUUUAUAUUCCAUGGGUGCAACAUCAACCAAUUUGCUCAUGAUCAAGUUUGAGCCUAAGAUUUAUGACUAUAUUAUGUUGACUCUUCGAAUUUCGUUGAUUUCGUCGGUCUGUUCCCAGGUGCCUGUCCUUUUGAUCUCUUUGCUAGAACAGAAGGCUCUCUCUGUGGAAAGCUUUACAAACAAUCGCCGUUAUAUAAUGCUUUUUUCUCUUUUCAUGGCUGCUCUUUCCACACCUCCGGAUAUCUGGUGUCAAAUUGUUGCAUGUUCUGUUCUUUAUUCGACCAUUGAGUUGGCUAUGUUUGUGGCAUUGGUUAAACAAGUUCGUGAAGGAGUGGAAUGAGGAUGUUUAUUUGCUAAUCUGCUUCUUCAAGGUAGUUUUCUGACUCAUACGCUCUAUAUGUGAUGAAGGGAGACAUACAUUCUGUCGACAGAAAUAGAGGAGAUUAAUCGUGUUCGUUUCCUCAUUCUUCUCCCAUUGUUUUUUAUUUUGGAGACAUUAUUAGACUCACUUGUUACAUGACUAUAAUCUCAUCAUGUAUUCACAAAGUUUGAAGUUCAAAGGACUAUAUUGAUAUUUGAAGAAAUUUGGGUUGCUGCUGCCUUUGGUACAAAGGUUGGUGGAGUUGUGGUUCUCAUAAAUAGAGCUGUUUUUGAGGAGUCUGGUAUUGACAGGAGGAAGCUGAAAAUUAGAAUUUGUCUUUUAACGAAAGAUUGUGGGUUGAGAUUGAAAGGUGAUAGGUGGUCUGAGCUUUAUGGUGGUCAAAUUCUGCAAUUCUUUGGGAUAAUUAGCAGGAGAAUGAAAUUUAUGAGAGCAAUUUAAUGUUCUUGGGAUCAUCCCGUUGAAGGCUUUAUUUCAUUUGCGAUGAUGCUGCAGCAGCCUCAGCUUUUGGUUUUAUUCCCAGAAAUCGCUUUUGCCUUGUUUAAGAGCUGUAGCAGCAGGGGUUUUGGAUUUUGCUACUAACUUCAUAGCUCAAAUUCUGGCUAUUAUGUUUUCUUUGGAGUGGGCCUAACAGUCAGUAAUUGAAAAUGGUUUUUAUUUCGCCAGAACAAAUGCAGCUAUUCAUGCUUUUAUGGCAAGUAAAUUACCUUGGUGUGUCACCGCAAGAUGGAGAAGCAUAAGGGAUCAGUUUGAGGCUUAUUGAAUUCAAACAUUGCUGCUGUGAAGUUAAUUUUUAAUAGAUUGACCAAGAAAGGGACUUAGUUAUCAGGGCGAUUUCUUACAUUUGACUCCACUCAUCCCUUUCUGCAUAACUUAGAAUGACCUGAUCAAAAUUACUUUCGUUUUCUAUAAUGUAUUCUGUGUAAUUGGUCAGGGUCUCAAGUUGGUUGAUUGGUUUGUAAUGUCAUUUGGCUGCUUUUGGUAGUAAAUUUUGAUGAUUUAUGAGGAAAAAUUUUUUUGAGGGAAGUUGUUCA